Wyeomyia smithii (pitcher-plant mosquito) is the source of this 4800-nucleotide messenger RNA. Its product is annotated as anoctamin-4. Gene Ontology annotation, molecular function: chloride channel activity; protein dimerization activity. Gene Ontology annotation, cellular component: plasma membrane. Gene Ontology annotation, biological process: chloride transmembrane transport. The transcript is spliced from 13 exons. The coding region runs from base 826 to 4689 and encodes 1287 amino acids. NCBI's taxonomy places the organism in Eukaryota, Metazoa, Arthropoda, Insecta, Diptera, Culicidae. The record is from RefSeq and is a predicted model, not a curated record.
AUAUACGGACGCGAUCAUGGUUUAAUCAUAACGCGACAAUCAACCAGUGCAUUAACAAUAAGUUCAAACAGUUCGAACUACUCCAGUGUUGUGAUUUUAUUACUUAAGCAACGUUGGCCAUUGCAUCAGGUAUCUUUUCGCUAGAAAACAAUGGCAUACUCUAACGAACAAAUAGAACUCCCUGAAAAUCAUCGGAUUGUAAAAUUGUGCCAGUUAAACGAUAAAAGUGAAUAAUAGUUUGCAUCAAACUGAGAUUUAUACAGGAAUACGUUAGAACUACGUGUUCCUUGAUAGUUAGGCAAAUAAAAGGACUACAAUAAAAAUCAAUAAAUCGUCACACACGUGUACGGUCCAAUAACUACUUAACUGUUUCCAGAGUGAUGUCCAAUACGUAACGGGCAUCCAAUAUCACAGCCUACCACUAAAGAGUGACAUUUACCCGGCAUUAAGGUUAACGCCUGGGAACGACACAACCUGGACAAAGUUCAAACCUUGGCCCACUUUGGCCUUUGGUAACGAGUGCGAUAUAUACCUAUCCAUAGAUGGUGGCAAUUGGAAAGUGUAGAAAAUUUGCGACCACCUCUUCGCGGUGAUGCUAUAUUUUAAAAUUUACUGCUGUAUAUCGUGCCGAUUGCAACAUCACGCAGACCGUAUGUAAUAUCAUCUACAGCUAACUGUGAAUAUAUCGAUCGAUAUAGAUAAAUAUUGAAUGGUAUAACGGUGGCAUUUAAAAUUGUGUAACUAACCAUUCGAGCUCAUCGCAUAAGGAAUAGUGGUUCUAUGAACUGAAUGAUAUUUAUUUGAUAUGAGGACAGAUAUGGAAAGAUGAGUGAUUCUAAUCCAGGUCGAUCUCCUAGCAAAAGUAGUGAUAGUAGCUUACCUAAAACGAAUAUCUUGGUGAACAUACCAACUCCCAAAAAAGAAAAGAACGGAGAAGCAAUUACAUCCCCGGAAAGUCCAUUGAAGAGCUUCAAAACAAAUCCUGUGAGAAAUGGAAGUUUACCAGAAAGUGUAUUAUUCCCGAGUUCACUUAAAGUGAUUCUACCGAACUUUAUCGAACAUGAAAAACGUGCCAGCUGUCCUCUAGAUAAACCAAGCAAACUGCCCACCAGGACGAUCUACUCGAGCCCACUCAAUAGGAGUCGACGACACAGCCAGGAUUCACAAACUGUAACGAAUCUGACCACUGACAAGCUGCAUCAACCUAACGACCCGAAUCAAUUAUUCACGCGACACAGUACCGGCAACGUGCAAGCUAUUAAUAACCUUCCCUGUUGCAUUGGCACCAGGAUUGAUGUGAAGAGUAAUGCUGAUAGUGAAAUGGGACUCUAUACGAACUAUUCUAGCAGCAACAAUGACAGUUACAACGCCAGCAAAUUCAGUAUCGCUAGGACUAGCAGCACUAACACGAACACGGAAGCGGGAACCCAAGGUACCGUUUCCACGGCGUCGGUACAUAAACUGAAUGAAUGCAACCACCACGUGGCAAACGACGUUGUGGUUACUAGCGGUUACCAUGGAGGUGCAAAAGAUUCUACAAACGACACAAAACCGGUUGUGCUAGACAAUGGUAGCGAGAAACCUCUUUCCGGUCUAGAGGAUAUCAUGGAAAGUCCCCUGCUCAAAACUCCUGUAGAAAAGUGGUUGAAUGCCCAAGAUAAGACGUUGACUGAAAUGACAAUAACCGAUGAGCAGAAUCGAAGUAAAAUUUUCGGCCCCAAGAUCACGAAUAACGAAAAUAUUCCUGGAACCCUGAUGGACGCAUCCGACAUUGCAUCUGAGAUCAACAAGAGCUUCAGCUCCAGCAUGAACAGCAUCAUUAACGAACGGCGAAGGUCAUCCAGCAAGCCACUUGCUGGCAACUCACCAAUAAAGGCUAUUUUCCGCGACGAAGCCAAUACUCACGGACAAAAUAACCAUGUAAUAGGUGCUGCCAGUUACUGGAUCAAAAAACGAAAAAGCUCCGAGCAAUCUGACAACACACGGCGACCAAGUCAGCAGGAUAAAGAGGGUCUUGAUCCCGAGUCGUUGAUGUUUCGGGACGGCAGGCGUAAAAUUGAUAUGGUACUGUGCUACGAAGAAGAAGACCAGGGUGUAAUGACGGAACUGGAAGCUCUAAAACGUCACCAGCGAAAGGUGUUCCAGGAAAAUCUGGUUAAGGAAGGUUUGGAAUUCGAAAUCGAGCACAAAUCGCAAGCAUUCGACGAGAAAACCUACUUCGUCAAGAUUCACAUCCCUUGGCGGACAGAGUCACGAUAUGCGGAAGUGAUGAACCUAAAGUUGCCUGUUAAACGAUUUAUCACUAUCAGUGUCAAGGAAGAAGAAUCCACCUUUCGGAAACACCAUAAUCAGCUACUGGCCUACUGGAACAAACUGAUGUCGAUGACCGAGUAUAACUACACGCGAAUCGAAAAAGAACCAUCCUUCUACUCGGCCACUGCAAACGGCAAUCCGGAGGAACAAUUCAUCGUGAAGGAUCGCUGCACAACCUACAAUAGCGCCCAACGCAGUUUGAUUGUGAUGCAGAUUCUUAUGAGAACUCGCUUUGACGAAACGGAAAAAGCCAGUAAUGUUGGUAUUCGAAGAUUGCUGAACGACGGAACAUAUCUGGCAUGUUUCCCAUUGCACGAGGGCCGCUUCGAACGAAAUCAUUCCUCUGGGAAGGUUUUUGAUAGAAGACUACUCUACUUGGAGUGGGCGAGACCGAUUAAGUGGUUCAAAAAGCAGCCUCUAUGUCUAGUGCGGAAAUAUUUUGGUGAUAAAAUUGCCUUAUAUUUCUGUUGGUUAGGAUUUUAUACGAAAAUGUUGUACGCUCCAGCGAUAGUGGGGUUGUUGUGUUUCCUAUAUGGUCUCGCAUCCAUGGACUCUACCGAUAAUAUUCCUACGAAAGAAAUCUGUGAUGCAAGCGGCACCGGUAACGUAACACUCUGCCCGUUAUGUGAUAAGGCCUGCAGCUACCAAAAAUUGUCUGAAUCAUGCCUUUUCGCCAAACUAACGUACCUUUUCGACAACCCAUCGACGGUUUUCUUUGCCAUUUUUAUGUCCUUUUGGGCAACGACUUUUCUGGAGUUAUGGAAACGUAAACAAUCGGUGCUAGUAUGGGAAUGGGACCUACAAAACAUUGAAAACGAAGAAGACAUGCGCCCAGAGUACGAAACAUCCGUCAAAACGUUCCGAACAAAUCCGGUGACACGCGAAAAGGAACCAUACAUGCCAACCUGGGAUCGUGCCAUUCGAUUCGCAGCGACAUCCAGUGCAGUAUUAUUCAUGAUAUCAAUAGUUUUCGGAGCUGUCCUAGGAACAAUCAUUUACCGAAUAUCGCUUGUAUCUGUGAUCUACAGUGGAGGCGGAGUAUUUUUCCGCAAACAUGCCAAACUCUUUACAACGAUGACUGCUGCCUUAAUCAAUCUUAUAAUUAUAAUGCUUUUAACUCGAAUUUAUCACAAGCUAGCUAUUUACUUAACGAAUUUAGAAAACCCAAGAACGCAGACGGAAUACGAAGAUUCCUACACAAUCAAAAUCUUUGUUUUUGAGUUCAUGAACUUCUACAGUUCGCUGAUUUACAUCGCGUUUUUCAAGGGUCGCUUUUACGACUAUCCGGGCGAUGACGUUGCGAGGAAAAGUGAGUUUUACCGUCUGAAGGGAGACAUUUGUGAUCCGGCGGGCUGCUUGAGCGAACUCUGCAUCCAGCUGGCAAUCAUUAUGGUGGGAAAGCAGUGCUGGAACAAUUUCAUGGAGUACUUUUUUCCAGCAUUCUACAACUGGUGGCGCCAACGCAAGCAUAAACAGCUCACUAAAGACGAAACACACUUACACAUGGCAUGGGAACAGGAUUACCACUUGCAGGACCCGGGCAGGUUAGCACUAUUUGAUGAGUACCUUGAAAUGAUUGUGCAGUAUGGAUUCGUUACACUCUUCGUUGCUGCAUUUCCACUAGCACCACUUUUUGCCCUUUUAAAUAACAUCGCUGAAAUUCGGCUCGACGCUUACAAAAUGGUGACACAAUCGAGAAGACCUCUCGCUGAGCGGGUAGAAGAUAUCGGUGCCUGGUAUGGGAUACUGAAGAUCAUUACUUAUACGGCAGUUGUGUCCAAUGCUUUUGUGAUAGCAUACACUAGUGAUUUCAUUCCCCGAAUGGUGUAUAAAUACGUUUACUCACCUCAAUUUUCAUUACACGGAUAUAUCGAGCACUCUUUAUCAGUUUUUAACACAUCCGACUACAAGGAGGAAUGGGGAACGAAAACGGAAUCCGAUCCGGACACCUGCUUGUACCGAGGUUAUCGGAACAGUCCCACCGACAGCGAGCAAUACGGCUUAAGUCCCCACUAUUGGCACGUAUUCGCAGCACGGUUAGCAUUCGUGGUCAUUUUCGAACACAUCGUUUUCGUUCUGACAGGAAUAAUGCAGUUCAUCAUUCCUGAUAUCCCAGUGGAGGUUAAAACGCAAAUCCAACGGGAACAAAUGCUUGCUAAAGAGGCCAAAUAUCAACAUGGAUUGAAGAAAUCACGCGAGACUGACUACGAAGAAAUGCUACAUGUACUGCGAGAGCAAAGUAACAACAGUCGUCAAGGAGUACGAGGCAGUUGGGCACGAAGGCUAAGUCGUUUGAGUGAUGGAUUAGAUGCUCACGUAGAAAUUUCCAAUCGACCUCGACAGUCAUUGGAGUCUACCGUGUGGGAAGUGACCUAGCAGUAGUGGAAACACGUAUCCGUUAGAACUAAACCUUUUUUAUCAACUUUUAUUAACUACUCGUUACAAUCAAUGAUAAAUAAACUAGUUAUAUUGUUCACACUUUUCAAA